AUGCGGGAGUUCAAAGUGGUUAUUCUGGGCUCGGGAGGAGUCGGGAAGUCGGCGCUGACCGUCCAAUUUGUGUCGAACAAGUUCUUGGGUGAGUUGUUUUCAUUGAUCAUUUUAUUUUUAGAUUAUUUUUGUCCCACUAUUGAAGAUUUUUAUCGGAAAGAGAUCGAAGUGGAUGGAAAGCCGUCGGUUUUGGAGUUGUUGGAUACCGCAGGGACAGAACAAUUUGCCUCGAUGAGAGACCUCUACAUUAAGAAUGGUCAAGGAUUUGUUGUAGUGUACUCGAUAACAAAUCUCCAAUCGUUCCAUGACAUACGGACAAUGAGGGACCAGAUUGUGAGGGUAAAGGUAAGUCGCAGGUGAUCUUGUCACAAGUUAAACUGAAUCUUGUCGUGUUUAGGGGACAGAUCAAGUCCCAAUCCUCCUCGUUGGUAACAAAUGUGAUUUAUCCCAUCAACGACAAGUUCGAACAGAGGAGGGCGCGGCUUUGGCCGAACAAUGGGGUUGCCCUUUCGCCGAAUGUAGUGCCAAGAAUGCUCACAACGUUAAUACAGUAUUUGCUGAGAUUGUUCGCGAGAUAAACUACGUCCAGAAUUCACAAGCCAAACAACAAUCGGGAUGCUGCACGAUAUCUUAA
This is a messenger RNA of Bursaphelenchus xylophilus (pine wood nematode), 634 nucleotides long. The record is from the annotation of a GenBank genome assembly. NCBI's taxonomy places the organism in Eukaryota, Metazoa, Nematoda, Chromadorea, Rhabditida, Aphelenchoididae.